Lates calcarifer (barramundi perch) is the source of this 1439-nucleotide messenger RNA. It is a transcript of the gene ftcdnl1, whose product is annotated as formiminotransferase cyclodeaminase N-terminal like 1. NCBI's taxonomy places the organism in Eukaryota, Metazoa, Chordata, Actinopteri, Centropomidae. The transcript is spliced from 6 exons. The record is from RefSeq and is a predicted model, not a curated record. Bases 401 to 1393 code for a protein of 330 amino acids. Gene Ontology annotation, molecular function: transferase activity; folic acid binding.
GGACCUAGACGUGCAUGGUUUACCAGUUGCAUUAAAGUUAAGGCUCUUUUGGUGUUUACGCAUAGAAAUCAGUUAAUUGCGCCUUUCCCCCUUGGUACAACACCAGAGAAUACUCUGCACAUGUCAGUCCUGAAAGAGAAUUCAGUAUAACGCAAGUAUGUUAUACGUGACAUAUUUUUGACUUGCAUGCCACGGUAGUGAGUUAGUUUACUCCACUUUGGACUUUGAACAGGUUCUGUAACAGUCCAGACAGACAGCACUGAUAUGGGGCAACACCACCCAGUUUAAGAAUUCCCAUAGGCCACACUGGAUGACUUCAUAAACUAUUUAACAUUUAAAUUAUUAAACCAUCAGACGCAGUCUAGACAUAAAGGGACUCUUCUCAUCUGUUGAAAGUAACAUGGCCUCCAGUUCUAUUGGCAGACGAAUGGUGGCUUGUCUCCUCAACAUUUCCGAGGCUCGCAGGAAAGACCUGGUGGAGACUGUGGCUAAGGCAGCUUUAUACAACACUGAAGGUGUUAGACGAGAGGGGACCACAGUACUGAACAUCUUUAAUGACCAUGACUACAACCGCUCUGUCAUCACCAUCGUGGCCGGCAUCGACUCUAUCAGGGAGGCGGUUCUGUCUGCAUGCGAGAAAGCCUGUGGGUUGAUUGACAUGAGCGCUCACACUGGGGUCCACCCGUGUAUGGGUGCCGUCGACCUCAUACCCAUCUACCCCCUGGGGGAGGAGGUGCGAGUGGAAGACUGCGCUAAAGAGGCUCGAGCUGUGGCUCAGGGUCUCACAGAGAGAGUCCAGGGCACCAGUGCCUUCCUGUUUGGCUGGGCGGACACCCCCCUUCAACGGGGGCUAGCGCAACGGAGGAAGGAGGUGGGAUGGUUCAAGAAGACGACAGACUUGCAGGAAAUCAGGCCCGAUCUGGGGACACAGCCACAGAAACGUUUUGGCCUCACAGGUGUUGGGGCCAGUCCAUACGUCAUGAACUGCAACGUCACAAUCAACACCCAGGACAUCGCCAUGGGACGGAACAUUGCCAAGGCCAUUAGAGAGUCAGCCCCUGGGGGCCUACCAGGGGUGCAGGUGUUGGCUUUGCCACAUGAGGGCACUGUGGAAAUUGCUUGUAACGUGGAAAGUGUGAAGGGUAGCCCACCUAGUCACAUGACUGCAGGUGGACCCUGGCCGUCUUUCAGCAUCGAGGGACAGCCAUACUGUCACGCCCCAGCUUCCCUCAUCACAGCGAGGGUUGCAGAAUUGGCAGGGAAGCAGGGGGUUGGUACAAAGGGCACAGCGUUGGUGGGGUUCACUCCCCAUGAGUGCAGGGGCUUAGCAGAGUUAGCACUGUCUCAAGGAAUUGCUGAGUUCUGGAAGGAGCAGCGCAGAAUCCGUAUGUGAAAGCCAAUUUAAACUUCAAACAUGUCAGGUUUCCCAUUCAACCAUC